CAUAUACUGUAGGAUCCUAUAAAAAACACACAGACACCUCCCUAAUUGCAUCACAGAAAACCUAUAACUGCCUGUGAAAUAUUACUGUGAAAGUAUUGCCAUUUACACUAAAAUAGAGUGAAGACUUCAGAGGCAUUCUAGUUGUGUAAGGACCUUUGACGCGACCUUUAAGAAUCCAGCAACAUGUUGGUUGUACUAGCAGCUGUGUUUGUGGUCCAUAUUGCCACCACUGUAAUGCUCUUUGUUGCCACCAUUUCCAAUGUAAGUAUGACUUCGAACACUGUAGAUUAAAAAAUAGUUUCUUGGAUUGUAGUACCAACCAUUCAAUGUUAUAGUUUAUCUCUAAAAUAUUCUCCUUUUUCAGAUGCUGCUAUGAGAGCAGUUGAAUCCUUCAUGAUCUUGUCCAUUAUCUUCUGCUGUUUUGCACUGAUUGCAUUCAUUGCACAGCUCUUCACACUGGGUAAAGGAUCUCGCUUCUACAUCACGGGAGCUCUCAUGCUUUUCUGCUGGCUCUGUAUCCUUAUUGGAGUUUCUAUCUAUACAGCCAGAUUUGCAAAUGCCAAUGCAAACUUUUACCAUGCAUAUUGCUUUAUUUUGACGUGGAUCUGUUUUUGCCUCAGCUUUAUACUUGGAAUUCUCUAUAUGGUCCUGCGGAAGAAAUAAUUAUGCUACAUAUUUCUAUCAACCCUACUGCCUGUGAACUUUAACUUUAAAAACAACCCCCAGGCUUGCCAGUACCAGAACUGCUCCAUCAUGAUGGUACAGUUAGCAGGGCAAA
Messenger RNA from Nanorana parkeri, 778 nucleotides. It is a transcript of the gene EMP1, whose product is annotated as epithelial membrane protein 1. Gene Ontology annotation, cellular component: membrane. The transcript is spliced from 5 exons. The record is from RefSeq and is a predicted model, not a curated record. NCBI's taxonomy places the organism in Eukaryota, Metazoa, Chordata, Amphibia, Anura, Dicroglossidae.